AUGCAAGUCAGCGGAGGACUGCUGUUUGCCCAACGAAGUACCCUUCUCUCAGGCAACACACCCUGAAUUCUUGAGCGGCUUCAGUCAAGCAAUCCAUGCACGGGUGGGUACCUUGCGCUGCUGACGACGUCAAGGACAAAACUUCAUUUUGCCCGCCGGAGAAAGUAUCAACAUUCCAUCGCCGUCACUGGUUGUGUGCAAGUGCAUCAUCUUCGUGCACUGCGCCCUUGGGGUCUUGCACAUGAACAUGACCUAUGGGUUGCGGUGCCAAUCGUCCAACUCUACAUCCAUUGUGCUUGAAUGGCAUGAGAGAGCUCCGCGGUACUUGGUGGAGUACAAGCGAGCGAGCGAGGAAUGGGGAGGGCGAGGUUGUCGGGCAGAACACACCGGCUGCGGCGCGCCGAGCAUUUUGGUGGUCAGCCAGCUGCAGCCCUCUACGGACUACGUCUUCCGUCUGCACUCCGCAAACGCAGAAUGCCAGUUCGGUGACCCUGGUCCAGAAGUUGUUUUUAGUACGAAGGGAAGAAAAAGUGGAUGCUGCGUGGUGUCUUGACGUCAUCGGACGUCGGGGGCCUCAAGACCGCCGACGUCCAAAAGAAGGAAGGAGAAGAAGGAGUUCUACGCCAGCGACAUGCUUGGUGUGCCUUUCGCUGUCAGACAAUCGGAGCACACUCCUAUUGGGUUGAGAACGGGGCGAGGCAGGUUUGUUAGUAGAGCGGGGUCGUCGUGCAGGAGUGCGGCUUUGGCGGCGGCGGGGGUGGGGGUGGGGGCACAGCGGAAUGCAAGCUUGGCAGGUCCAGGGUUUAAACUUUGACCUGAGACACGUGCAAGCGAAACGACUGUACAAUAGUAAACCAAGCGUAGUUACCGUUGUUUCGAGCUUCUGCGAUUUUUUGACAGCGUAUGUUAUGUGUGGGUGGGGGCGGAGGUUUGCUAGUUUUUCCGCAACGAUGCCAAUCAUGGUGUUGUGAGUGAGAGCUUUUAAUUAUGCACGAUGCCCCGUGACAGGCACCUAAUCCGGCUCCAUGCACGACCCCAAAUAAAUGCCGUAACUCAACCGAAGGUGUGGAGUGGCGCGGGACAUGGGGGGGGAUCGUUUGCCUACUCUCCUUUUGCGUGGCCUCAUGUCAAGCGUGUCGGAACUGGACGCAGUACAGCAGUACAAUAGUUCAUUGUGUAAAUACGUCGUGUUUUUGCCGUCAAGGGAGCAGAUUAACACGUCCAUGGUGUUGAGUGGUGGCAUGUGGCAUGUGUAAUGCUUUUUGUGUUCGUGAUCAUCCCGGGCGAUUCGCUCCCAAGAAAUGAGGGUGCAUGGAUGAGAUGACACGUUCACAGUGUUUUUUUUUUUCAGUAGUGAUACGCAUUCCCUGUACAAGCAGUUUCGGUAUUGUUCUCUAGUGGUAUGGUACAAGUUUGAAACACGCUGUUUAACCGUUUCGUUCGACGCCGUGCGCUGAUUACAGGUGCAUGUCAGCGCGACUUUGUGUCUCUUUGGAUUAUUUCUGUUUGUUUCGGUGUUGUUUUAUAUAACUACUGUAUGCGCCAUCGCCUGUACAAAUAGUGCCUUUGAGUUGCCCCUCUUGCUCUGCUAUCACCUAAAGCUAGCAUUAGUGGUUUUUAGCUCCGCGGCCUUGCUCCCCACCACAAUUUUCUCGUCAUUCCGGUAGGAUGAGACUACAUGUAUCGUGUUUUUUUCAUCAUUUUCGCACGCUUGUUACAGGUUUUCGUGUGUGUUUCUUCGUUUUUUAUACGUGAAUGAGUGCCCAGGAGCCGCGGCGUGCCGGGGGCGUUGUUUUCUUGGUGAGGAGAAUUCAUUUGUUGUUUGUUACUCAAUACUACUUCUCCCUUCUUCCCCUCGCUCCUCGACAAGCUUUUGCUUAGACAU
This is a messenger RNA of Ectocarpus sp. CCAP 1310/34, 1885 nucleotides long. NCBI's taxonomy places the organism in Eukaryota, Phaeophyceae, Ectocarpales, Ectocarpaceae. The record is from the annotation of a GenBank genome assembly.